Molecule: messenger RNA, 2870 nt
Organism: Coregonus clupeaformis (lake whitefish)
Lineage: Eukaryota; Metazoa; Chordata; Actinopteri; Salmoniformes; Salmonidae
Exons: 5
Coding region: 278-1225 (315 amino acids)
Source: RefSeq, a predicted model, not a curated record
UCGACAGACAUCGUCCUGACGGACCUCUGCAAAACAUUUGACACUCUGUGUGUUGCGCUGGUGGCACCCGAGUUGUGACAUUGCGAAAUGCGCUUCACAUAUCAACCCCACCCCUUCUCUCCUCUAAUUCCAGACCCCUGUAUGUAUUUUUAGCAAUGAUGUUCACUGUCAAGUAAUCUAACGGAAAGAACAGCAAAGAACACACUCCAGCAAAGAAGAAGAGAACUGGCGUUAAGGCCGUUGAACGUUUCAUCAUCCAUGGAAAGCAGCAAAUGAAAUGAAAAUUGAAAAUAAUCUAUUGCUUUGUGCCUUGGUGACCUUUACCAGCUCAUCGGAGACAAAGGGUCAGAGCACUGUUUUGCCCCCUGUUGUCACCCCAGGCGCCCUCCAGCAUGAGGGCGUGUCCACUGCAUCCCCAGUCCUCCCAUUGGUCAAUGAAGAUGAGGAUCAGGGGCCAGAGCCAGGUCCUGCCAAACAGACCUCACCAGACCAAGCGAAUGGGGCCCCAACCAAACCAGCUUUUAUUGACGGCGACAGGCUGCUUCAAUCAGAGUUUGUUACAGAUGACAUGGCUGUGACCAAUCAGAUGACCACGUCUCCGCCUGCACCUGCACACACAGUCAACACCGUUACAGCCACCCAAGACAACGCCACUCUCGUAGCCGCUCCAGACUGCUCCUCCUCAUCAUCCCCUGUAAAGAGAACCUUCCCUGCAGGACUGCCCUCCACCCUAGGGGACAUUACUAGCCACCCCUCAACCCUAGGGGGCACUACCUAUCCUGGCCCCGCUGGAGGCCACCUCACCACCUCUACUCCUCCUGUUUUAGAUACCACCCCACCUCCAUCCCAUGUUUUAACACCGAUCCAGUCCUCUGUCCAACUCAGCACCCCAGCAUUGACCCCUGACCCAACCCAAACCCUCACCCCGGAGCACCCCAAGACCUCCGCCCCAGCCCACGUUCCUGCCCCUGCCGGCCCGCCUCACCAGGAGGUUCCAUCAGAGCUCACCGUUGAAGAUGAGGACAAAGGGCCACACCUCCACUCUCCUCUGGACCCUUUGCUGGCUAGCCUAGUCUCUAUCUUUAUUGUCACCACAGCCGUAGUCUCUGUUGGCCUCUUCCUCAAAUUCCGCCAACGGACCGACCACCCUGAGUUCCACCGGCUGCAGGAUCUACCCAUGGAUGACUUGAUGGAAGACACACCACUUUCCAGAUACACUUACUGAUGAUGGAAACCUCUCAUCAACAGUCAACUUUACUUCUAGCCCAGCUACACAGCAGACACCCAAUCGGCCACCAUUUUGGAUCCUGGCAAAGCUUUUGACUGGACUGGAGGCCCUCAGCCAGCGCCCAUGUUGGCUCACUAUGAUUCCCCCUGCUGAGCAGUUUCCAAUUUGAUUGUCUUCUGUUAACAAUGAGAAGGCAUUAAAUACCCAAUCAGGUGUUUCAAUAGGACAUCAGAGGUUCCGUUUCAACAUUAGGCCAACAUCAGAGGUUCCGGUUCAACAUUAGGCCAACCAUCAUUAUUGCCUUUGAAGCUCUGAUGUUUCAUCUGCACAGAGGUCUGUUUUGUUCUUUGUAAUGUACCCCCUCCUGAUACAGGUCAUGCACAGCACAGACUGCACUUUAAUGUGUUAUAGAAACAGUCACAGUGCCCUCUAGGGGAUAUCAGUGGAAGUGGAGUCCCAAAUGAGUUGGUACUGUACGAAGAAAACACAAUACCACAUUUGAUGUUGUUGCCAAGAUCUAUGAUAGAGGGGAAAUAGACAGGGAGUGAAAGAUGCGUACUGUAGUAGUACUUAAGUGAUUUAAAUGUUCACCAGUCUCCAGAAAACCAUGUUAUGGGACUAUUCUAAUCCCUGAACUGGCCAAACAUGAGUGAAAUGCUCUUUCAAACCAGAAUGCCUAGUGGGUUGUCUUAACAAGGGAUUGAGUUUAGAAAAACACCCAUCCUUGGUCUUACUUGCAUGAUAACCAGUAAAGAUUCUGUAAAUGUAACCCCAAAACAGUCAGCAAAACAGUGAAUUUGUUUGAAGUGUAGUGACAGAAAGGGGGUCACCUCCAAUAAGGGUGACUUGAUUCAAAACCAUAUCUAAAAAGUUUAAUCAAAUUUAAAGACUACUUUGAGGUGAAAGGUUGGGUUCACCAACAGUGGUCACACAGUGGUGCUUUCAUGUGAAAGUGAUCGGUUAAGGAACUUUGUGAAACACAAAUGAUGAAAAAGUUGAGUAUUUUCAAAAUGUGAAUGCAAAAUGUAUACUUACUAUUUGUUUAAAAUACAUAGGAAAUGGUCAAGUACAUAUUUAUUAACUAUUCACUUGAUGUCUCACAAAAUGAUCCUUUAAAUUUGUAAAUUGGAAAUACUAAAAUGCAGAAACAGAGCAGUGUCUAAGAACUAUGAGAUUUUAAGUCACAUCUAGAUUGAAAAUUACUUGUUUUGUCAAGCACUGUAACAAUUCAUAUUUACAGUGUUUUGAAGUGUCUCUCGUGAUUUACCAGUUAAGUGCCAAAAGUGAUGUAGGAUGAUAUACAGUUGCAGGGUUAACUUUAAGAAAUGUAUGUUUUAAAGGACUUGUUCAAUUUUUUUAUAAUACAACUGAAACCCUUUUAGCUGUGUGCUUUUGACUCUUCAUCAUAUGAGUGAUUCACAAGUUCAGAGAGUUAUUGUAUUGUUACUUAGUACAAUUAAACUAAUCAUGGACAGAAAUUGCCUAAUGGCUAAGGUAAUAGUAGAGCGUUUCUUGUGCCUGCAUGUAGACUUAUCAGAGGUGGUGUGUGAACUUUGGACAACUAUGCAGCUCAGAUCAACGAGGACAACCACACCCCUCACACAUUAUUAACCUCUUGGCAGCCUUUUUCUAAUACACCGAA